Molecule: messenger RNA, 2180 nt
Organism: Onychostoma macrolepis
Lineage: Eukaryota; Metazoa; Chordata; Actinopteri; Cypriniformes; Cyprinidae
Exons: 3
Coding region: 1080-1949 (289 amino acids)
Molecular function (GO): protein dimerization activity
Source: RefSeq, a predicted model, not a curated record
GUUAUAUGAUAGAUAAUAUGAUAGAUAAUAGAAAACCGCUUAGCGUCGCAGAUGAUUUUUUUUUUUCCAAGUGCUUGUGCCGCCCCCCACGUGUCAUGAAAAAAUGCCCCGUUCGCCCAUGCCUAAAACCGCCACUGCAUGCAUAUACAGUAUAUAUAUUUUGUAUUUUCUGACAGAAAAGCUAAUACAAAGGUCCUCCACUGACAGUUCAAGUUCACUUGUUGUUCUUACAUUCUCUACUUGAUUGCAACUUUGUUUCCAAUGCCGUGUCUACCGUUACAAAAGUUCGCACUGGGCAACUGAUGUGAACAGGGGCACGUUCAGCUCAGCCCAACGUUUUGCUACAGUUUCCGGGUUGAACGGCAACGGGGUUUGAGAUACAUUUUCUCUUGUUUGGUGGGUGUGUCAAACAUGUCAGCACAAUCAGCAGCAAAAUGUAUAUAAACCACGCGGUAUUAAGGGCACAUCAAAGACGGUACAAAAUGAGCUGUUAGACUCCAUGCUAUCAGUGGUAAAGGAUCACAUUCUGGAGGAAGUAACUGCAGCUGAUUUCAUCGCCAUUCAAGCUGACGAGACGACUGACGUUUCCACCCGCUGUCAGCUGGUGCUUGUGCUACAUUUCAAUGGUAACAUCCAAGAGCGCUUUUUUGAGUUCUUUACCAUCCAGAACGCAAACGCCGACUCCAUUGCUACAGCACUUCUGGACAGUCUAAGUACCAUACUACCAAAUGGACAAAAAAACAAAGUAAUUGCCCAAACUUAUGACGGGGCUACUGUGAUGAGAGGAAGCACCGAUGGAGUGCAGCGUAAGAUAAUGGACGUCUGCAAAAAUGCUCACUAUGUUCACUGCUACACGCAGUUGAACCUCAUCAUGCAGCAGGCGACAAAGCACAUCCCCAGAAUCGGCACUUUUUUUCUGACCUUGGUGGAUUUUCUGCCUUCUUCUCCAGGUCACCUAAGCGAAUCGCCGUGCUUGACCAAGUGGUUGCGCACAGACUUCCCAGGACCUCUACAACACACUGGAACUUCCAAAGUCACGCUGUAAACACUGUGUACGAACACCAGGAUGACCUUUUAAAAUGUUUUGUUUUCAGAUCAUCAGAGACUCAGGGAACUUUGAUUCCUCAACUGUCAGAGAGUCAGGGAGGUUUGUGAGGAUGCUUGAAGACGAGGCUUUCUGUUUUUUCCUGGCAUUGUUUCACAAGAUCAUGCCAAAUGUAGACAUGCUAUUCAACCAGCUGCAGAAGAGGAACAUCAACCCUGUCUACAUUAAAGCAGCUGUCCAGGGAUUCACAAACAACAUGCAAGCAAUCAGGGACUCAGUUCCCUUUCUGUGUGGGGACAGUGCAUCAUCUGCCCAGCAGCACCAGCCCAACAAGCGACCGAGGACACUGGGACCAGGAGAACAACGGAGGCUAGCUACAGAGGUAUGUGAUACCAUCCUGAUUCAUUCCAAGGAGCGGUUCUCCUUCACCCAGCACCUCAUCAGUGCAACAUUGCUGCAUGGAGAGUUGUUUCCACAACAUAGUGUGAAGUUUCCUGAAUCAGCACUUGAAACAACAGUGGAGGCAUACCCCAUGCUGAACAAGGCUAAGCUCAAAACAGAAAUGCCCCUCGAUGAGAACCCUGAGUUUAGGGUUGGCAGUGGUGCAGUGCCUCUGUACCAGUUUUUCAUUGAGAACAAUCUUCAAAGUACUUUCACAGAGACUGUCAGUCUUCUCAAGAUCAUAAUCACCACGCCUAUGACAACAGAGUCAGAGAGGUGCUUUUCUACUUUGAAGAGGAUCAAAACUUUCCUAAGAAAUACAAUGACCCAGGAUCGCCUUGAUGCUCUGGCAAUGCUUUCUAUUGAGAAGAAACUUGUCAGAGACAUUCCUGACUUCAAUAAGAAAGUCAUUGAGAAGUCUGUCAAUCAGAAGGAGAGAAGAGCAAAAUUCCUGUACAAAUAAGUAAAAAAAAACAAAAAAAACAUGCAGGUUUUUUUCACCACAUUGCUUUUCUUGUACAUGGUUAUCCUCAGAUUUGUAUCAGUCAUGGAAGUAUCCAAAAUUUAACUGGUAAAAUAACUGAUCAGAGAUGAUUUAAUGAAUAAACAGUUAACCAGAUGUUCUUUAAGUUUGUCUGCACUGCAAUAAAUCAUAUUUCUUUGAUUUAUUGUGAAGAAUUGUUUGUGAAAUUGU